UUUUGCUGUCCAAUUGUCGUCGAAGCAGUUGAUUCAGAUUCGGGAGUGUCGUUCCCCUCUCUCCCAAAUUCAAAACCCCAACUGAAUCAACCCUAAAGCCUCCUCCUUCCUUCUAGAGAGAGAAAGAAGAGAGGGAGGAGAGAGAGAGAGAGGAGGGAGGAGGGUAGUGCAUUUCCACAUCCACCCUCCGAUUCCGUUCUUCCUUUUCUUCUGGUUCUAGGGUUUUGAUUUUGUUUCAGAAAUGGGAAGCAGAAAAGAGGAAGAGCGAAACGAGAAGAUCAUUCGGGGCCUCAUGAAGCUCCCUCCUAAUCGGCGAUGUAUCAACUGUAAUGGCCUGGGUCCUCAGUACGUCUGCACGAAUUUUUGGACUUUCGUUUGCAUGACUUGCAGUGGCAUACAUCGGGAAUUUACUCAUCGUGUGAAGUCAGUAUCCAUGUCCAAAUUUACUUCACAAGAAGUUGAAGCCCUCCAAAAUGGUGGUAACCAGCGUGCAAGGGAAAUUUAUUUGAAGGAUUGGGACCUUCAAAGGCAACGAUUGCCAGACAGCAAUAAGGCUGAUAAAAUCCGUGAGUUCAUAAGAAGUGUAUACGUAGAUAAGAAAUAUACUGGAGGAAGGACCUCUGAAAAGCCUCCAAGAGACAUGCAGACCCAUAGAAUCCGUGAAGAUGAGAUGAGACGUGCUAGUUCUUAUCAUUCCUAUUCUCAAAGUCCACCUUAUGACUAUCAGUAUGAAGAUAGACGGUAUGGAAAACAAGCUGCUGCACUUACCAGGAAGCCUGGUUCUGAUCGAGGUCGAUAUGAAGGAAAGAUGUCGAGUUUUGUUUACAGUGCCGGUCGUUUAAGUGAGCAAAUGUAUGAAGACAGGUUUGCAAAUGAGGGCUCUGGUUCAAGAGCUUCAGAUUUCUCUGUGUCAAGUGGAGGUGAUGUGUCUAGAUCUGGAGUACAGUCUCCUAAUUUUCAGAAGGACACUGGAUCCAGCAGCCCCACUUUUGUGCCUUCAUGGGAUAAUCUAACUGAAGUAAGACACCAAGCAAAAGAUACACAUCCAGAGGCAAUUGUCAAGAGAGAUGCAGCAGGGAUAUCCUGUCCGCAGAGAACUGCAUCCUUAGGAAAUUUUGUCUCAGCGGAUAGCUAUUCCAUGUCUCCCAAGUCAUUUAAUUCAGGCAGUUUAACAAAUGCUGUCGAACCUGAACAAGCUACUGGAAUCCUCCCGGAUAAAUCCACCUCUUUAACGGGAUCAUCUCAUCUUGGCAGUAGUGAUAGCUUGGAUCUUUUCAAGGCCCCAGUUAAACCAGAAGUCUCUUCUGCAGCCUUUUCCAUUGAUUUGUUCCAGUUACCAGCAGCAUCUUCGUCUCCAUCCGUAGAUUUGUUUCAACCGUCUUUAUCAUCUUCCAACUCAUGUAUGAAUAUGGACCAGCCUCAAGUUUUCCGACCUUCCUUGGAGUUAUUUGCUGACUUUCCUCAGCAGCAGUCAACUCCAACCUUGGAUAAACAAGUAGCUGAGGCUGCCCCUAAAAAUGAAGGAUGGGCAACGUUUGAUACGCCUCAGCCCUCAGCUUCCUUUCCAUCCUCCGAAAAUAUGACCCUUGAAAAUAUAGCUUCCAAUGGUGGAGGUUCUAUUGGAAAUUUUGAAGCAUUCUCGUCAUCAAACACAAGCAUGCAAUGGCCAUCAUUUGAGUACUCUAGUAGUCAUAGACCGUUUUCAGAUGUUUCUAGUCCAUGGAGUGAUAGUUUGCACAAUGUCACAGAUCCCAAUACUGGAAGCGCACAGUCAUGGAAUGCUUUUGAAGAUUCUAUUGGACACCUUCCAUCGGAGGUGGCUGAAAAGGGCAGUGAGCCAGGAGCAACUGACAAGCUUUCGUCAGCUGGUGACCGUGAUUUUGGGUUAAGAAUCUCCGAGGAAUCUAGUAAAGAUGGGAUUCAGGGAGCUGUUUCUCAAGGUGAACCCCACGAUCCAAGUCUGCCACUACAUGCUGUGUUGGGGCAAUCAUAUACUCCACAAGUGCUUCCUCAAAUGGGAGAAAUUAAGUCACAUGCCACCGACCACAAAUCAAAUAACCCAUUUGAUCUUCCUUAUGAUACAGAUCUGGAUCAGAACAGUAUGUUUUUGGACAUGAACUCCUUACAAGCCUCUCUCCCAAAUGAUCAUUUGCAAUCCUCUUUCUUUGAUGAAUCUCAGGCAUGGUUUCCGCAAAAUCCAGUGUCUGGGAUGCCGUAUAUUCCAGCUGCAGCAGAAGGUGGCUUGACGUAUGCGCCAGGGCAGGCACAUAGUUCUCAGAUUCCGAACGGCCCUACACAGGAACCUGUCGCGUCUAUCGGAGGAAAUCCUUUUGCAUAGGAUCAUAGAGGCCAGAAUAGUCUCUGGAAUCAUUCAGUUGGUAGUGUAACUUCGUCAUUGAAUCCGUACGCCGUCGUUUUAUUCAGUAGGACGGACAAUUCUCAUGGUAUUUAUUUGUUGAAAUAAAAGUUUGCCAUGAAUAAAUAUUUUUCGGCCUGUUUGAUAUAACCGUUUCGAAUUCCAGUAUGUGUUUGUAUUGACAGGUACAAUGUGCUUAUAUUUCUCUCUGUAUUUCUUUUACGUGUUCUUUAUUUUUCUUUUCAGUACAAUUCGUUUACGUGGUCA
Molecule: messenger RNA, 2623 nt
Organism: Pyrus x bretschneideri (Chinese white pear)
Lineage: Eukaryota; Viridiplantae; Streptophyta; Magnoliopsida; Rosales; Rosaceae
Product: probable ADP-ribosylation factor GTPase-activating protein AGD14
Molecular function (GO): GTPase activator activity
Source: RefSeq, a predicted model, not a curated record